Eublepharis macularius is the source of this 1152-nucleotide messenger RNA. RefSeq names its product LIM homeobox transcription factor 1 alpha (gene LMX1A). Gene Ontology annotation, biological process: regulation of transcription by RNA polymerase II; neuron differentiation. The record is from RefSeq and is a predicted model, not a curated record. The coding region runs from base 1 to 1152 and encodes 383 amino acids. Gene Ontology annotation, cellular component: nucleus. Gene Ontology annotation, molecular function: RNA polymerase II transcription regulatory region sequence-specific DNA binding; DNA-binding transcription factor activity, RNA polymerase II-specific. Lineage: Eukaryota; Metazoa; Chordata; Lepidosauria; Squamata; Eublepharidae. The transcript has 8 exons.
AUGCUGGACGGCCUGAAAAUGGAGCAGCCUCUGCCCAGCGCUCUGGAGCCGCCGCCGGCCCCCUUCCCGUCCCUGCUGGGGGGAGCCGGGCGGCCGCGCUCGGUGUGCGAAGGCUGCCGGGGCGUCAUCGCGGAGCGGUUCUUGCUGCGCCUCAACGAGUCGCUGUGGCAUGAGCGGUGCGUGCGCUGCGCCUCGUGCCAGGAGCCCCUGGAGAGCACCUGCUUCUACCGCGAGAAGAAGCUCUACUGCCGCCUGGACUACGAAAAGCUCUUUGCAGUAAAGUGUAGCAGCUGCUUGGAAGCCAUCGCCCCCAGCGAGUUCGUCAUGCGAGCCCAGAAGAGCGUGUACCAUGUGGGCUGCUUCUGCUGCUGUGUCUGUGAUAGGCGGCUCCAGAAGGGAGAUGAAUUUGUCCUGAAGGAGGGGCAGCUCCUGUGCAAGAGCGACUUCGAGAAGGAGCGGGAACUGCUCAGCCUAGUCAGCCCAGCUGCAUCCGAUUCCGGUAAAAGUGACGAUGAAGAGAGCCUGGGCAAAAUGGGGGCAGGCACCAGAAAAGCGUCUGAGGAGAACAAGGAUCAAAAGAGGCCCAAGCGACCCCGGACAAUCCUAACAACGCAACAGCGCCGGGCAUUCAAAGCAUCAUUUGAGGUGUCCUCUAAGCCAUGUAGGAAGGUGAGGGAAACAUUAGCAGCCGAGACAGGGCUGAGUGUCCGCGUUGUGCAGGUCUGGUUCCAGAAUCAAAGAGCUAAGAUGAAAAAAUUGGCAAGACGACAGCAACAGCAACAGCAAGAUCAACAAAACACACAGCGACUCAGUUCUGCUCAAACACACACUGGCAGUAAUGCUGGCCUCGAGGGGAUCAUGAGUUCGUAUACUACCUUGCCACCACCCCCACAGCAAACGCUGGCUAUAGAUCAAAGUGUCUAUAGCUCAGAUCCCUUCCGGCAAGGACUCACUCCACCACAGAUGCCUGGGGACCACAUGAACCCCUAUGGUGUUGAGCCGCUUUUCCACGACCUCGAUAGCGACGACACGUCCCUCAGCAACUUGGGCGACUGUUUCUUAGCAACCUCAGAAUCUGGGCCGCUGCAAUCAAGAGUGGGAAACCCCAUUGACCACCUGUACUCAAUGCAGAGCUCCUACUUUACAUCUUGA